GAAACAUAACUCUUAUCUAAAAAAAAAUUAUCUUUCAACUAAGAACCUCCAGAGUUAUUACAAUUCUUUUGUAUUGAGUAUCUCCCGCAAAAGAGAUAUUACUUGAGCUGGAAAUGGCAACUCUGUUGACGUUGGUUUGCAUAUUCGCUUUUGUUCAAGUCUCAAUUUCCGAUUCGCCUGUUCUUGCGUCAAAACCCAAACCAGUGGAUAUAGUAUAUACUUGUUUGAAGGUCGUAAAUGAGAAAGAAAGCAAAGAUGAUAUACCUCUCAUUUUAUUGCACGGUUUGACUGGAUCAAAAGAAAUGUUUCGGGGCAUUAAUGAAGUUUUAGCUUGGGAAACCGGAAAGAGAGUUUGCAGCCUUGACAUGCGAAAUCAUGGAGAGAGCCCAUGGAAUGAUGAGUUGGAUAUUGCUGCCAUGACAGAAGAUGUAAAACAUUUUUUGGAUAAAAUUAAAGCCCCAAAGGCCGUUGUGCUUGGAGUCAGUAUGGGUGGAAAAAUAGCUGUGCACUUAGCACUGAAUUACCCCACCAUGGUAGAUAAAAUCAUCUCUGUGGAUAUGAGACCAAAUAGUUUGAGCCCAGAAAGCAUAAAAGAAAUACUUUUCUACAUUGAAUUGCAAAAGGAUCUAGAAAAAAUAUUACCUCAAGGAGUCACCGAGAUGGAAGCAAAACAAACUUUAUUAAAGGUUCUGAACGAUCGUCUUGCAAAGAUUAAUUCGACCAUAGUCUUAAACGAUCCUGAAACAAUACCAAUUAAAUGUUCCGAAGGCAAAUGCAGUGUGAAGACCAAUCCUAAAGUUAUUCAAGUCGUUUUGAAUAAUAUAAUGGAUAUGUGGACUGAAAGUUCUGGUCACUUUGAUGGACAAGCUCUUUUUAUUUACGGUAUUGAAUCAAGUUUUAAAAUAGGUGAAGAUGAAGACAACAUCAAAAAAUUAUUUCCGAACGCAAAGCUUGUUGGGGUGAAAGGAGCUGCUCAUCUAGUGCACAUUUUCCCCGAAUUCAUGACUGAAGUCAUCAAAUUUAUUAAUCGGCCCUAAAGAAUGUUUAUUUUCUUUAUUUUUUUAGAAAGAACGUUUAUUUUCUUAUAUUUUUUUAGUAAAGAACAUAUUUUCUUGCAUCCAUAUAUAGUAAAGAAUUGAAUAAAGCCAUAUCUC
This is a messenger RNA of Argiope bruennichi, 1154 nucleotides long. RefSeq names its product protein ABHD11-like. The coding region runs from base 114 to 1037 and encodes 307 amino acids. Lineage: Eukaryota; Metazoa; Arthropoda; Arachnida; Araneae; Araneidae. The transcript has 7 exons. The record is from RefSeq and is a predicted model, not a curated record.